Messenger RNA from Brenthis ino (lesser marbled fritillary), 765 nucleotides. NCBI's taxonomy places the organism in Eukaryota, Metazoa, Arthropoda, Insecta, Lepidoptera, Nymphalidae. The record is from the annotation of a GenBank genome assembly.
AUGCACACUACGUUUAAGAAACGCGCUAAGGAAGAGCGCAUCAUGAUAGUGUACUGGAGUUUAGGUAUCGCGGAUUCGAUUCCGGACUCGUGGCCAGAUGAGCUCAGUACUGAUAUCAACAUGCAGCAUCCAAUCAACGUGUCUGAUGGCCUCCACAGCUAUGGCGCUUAUAUCACUAGUUCACCGCCACCUCUUAGUCCUGAAGGCCGUACUAAUGAUGACGACGCGAUCGUCAACAUCAUACAGAGUGCCGAGGAGUUUGUGUACGUCUCCGUCAUGGACUACGGCCCCGUGUUGGAAUAUGCGCCCAAACUUAAAUUCUGGCCUAAAAUCGACGACGCGUUACGUCGCGCGGCGCUCGAGGCGCGCGCGCGCGUGCGGCUGCUGGUGAGCUGGUGGCGCCACUCGCAGCCCGCGGAGGACCACUUCCUGGCGGCGCUGGCGGCGCUGCGCGGCGCCUACCCGCGCGUCGACUUGCAAGUGAGACGCUUCAUAGUGCCCUCUACACCCGAACAAGACAAGAUACCGUACGCGCGCGUCAACCACAACAAGUACAUGGUGACGGACAAAACCGCUUACAUUUCUACUUCCAACUGGUACGGGGACUACUUCGUGGACACCGCCGGCACUUCUUUUGUUUAUAACAGCAACAAUAACAAUCAUUAUAAUAAUAAUAUUACUAAUUACAUAGAUAUAAGGACGCAACUAGUUGAAGUCUUUGAAAGGGAUUGGAACUCCCCAUAUGCAGUCCCGUUGAGGAAGUUA